UAUGAAUUGACUUUAUACACAAUCUUUUAAAUCCGCGAGUUUAUAGGAAAUUACGGUACAAAAUGUACCUAAUUGUUUGCCGCUAGGGGUCGCCAUUGAUUGACCGAGGAGCCACGGCGAUAUCAAACCUACAUGGAGUUCGUGGUUUGUUUAUCAUAAGUUGAAUGUCAUUCUCUCGAAACAGGACAGGUUAAAAGGUUAACUGAGACCCCGGGAAACCGUGGGAGAAGCUCGUGUCCAGGAUGACGGCAAUGUCACCAUUCACACCUCCGAUCAUCAAAAGGCUCCUCGGUUUUAAAAAGGGGGACAGUUCAGAACGCGAGGAUAAGUGGAGUGAGAAGGCUGUCAAAAGUCUCGUGAAAAAGUUAAAGAAGACCGGAGGUCUGGAUGAGUUGGAAAAAGCCAUAACGACUCAGGAAUUGAAUACUAAAUGUAUAACAAUACCCAGUCAUGGUGCGCGCUCUCCCCUUCAAUUGGUUGCCAGGGCAAUGGAAAAGUCCCUGGAUGGUCGACUACAAGUGUCACAUCGGAAGGGUCUUCCCCAUGUCAUUUACUGUCGCCUAUGGCGAUGGCCCGACCUCCAGAACCACCAGGAACUUAAGGCCAUUGAGCAGUGCGAGUACGCCUUUUACCUCAAGAGGGAUGAAGUGUGUGUCAACCCAUACCACUACGUAAGGGUGGAGGCCCCAGUGCUGCCCCCUGUGCUGGUCCCUCGUCACACGGAGGUUCCAGACAAACUGCCACAGCUGGAGGACUAUGAUGCCAUGACAGUGCCCGGCAACACAGAUUUCCCGACUGGCAGCAAUGAAAUGUUCAAUAUACCAGGUAAUUAUCUCCCUUGAUUUUAAAAUGUCAUC
Molecule: messenger RNA, 857 nt
Organism: Mizuhopecten yessoensis (Yesso scallop)
Lineage: Eukaryota; Metazoa; Mollusca; Bivalvia; Pectinida; Pectinidae
Product: mothers against decapentaplegic homolog 3-like
Exons: 4
Coding region: 243-842 (199 amino acids)
Biological process (GO): anatomical structure morphogenesis; cell differentiation; transforming growth factor beta receptor signaling pathway
Cellular component (GO): heteromeric SMAD protein complex
Molecular function (GO): DNA-binding transcription factor activity, RNA polymerase II-specific; RNA polymerase II cis-regulatory region sequence-specific DNA binding; I-SMAD binding
Source: RefSeq, a predicted model, not a curated record